Messenger RNA from Argiope bruennichi, 1449 nucleotides. RefSeq lists its product as uncharacterized. The coding region runs from base 352 to 1176 and encodes 274 amino acids. NCBI's taxonomy places the organism in Eukaryota, Metazoa, Arthropoda, Arachnida, Araneae, Araneidae. The transcript has 3 exons. The record is from RefSeq and is a predicted model, not a curated record.
AUGAAUAUUGUAAACUUGUUUAUGCCAGAGAAGGCAUGUUUUUUCACCGCGACUGGACUUAGCGUGUUCUGACGGAAACCUCUAUUUUCGACUCAUUUAAAUCGCAUGCGUCUGUUGAUAAAGUCAUUAGUUAAUUGCUAUAAAAUUCGAAGUUCCGAAUGCUGACACUAAGAGUGAUUUAGUUUGUUUGUGAGAUCAUCUUUGAUUUAUAUUAAAAUAUUUUCCAGCGUCGUGUGCUUUUGAAAAGUUUUAAAUAAGUUUGGAUAUCUUGUGUAUUUAGAUAUAGCAGACUAUGUUAACCGUAGUGAAUAGGCUGGUCUUAUAAAGUAGACUUUUUGUGAUAGCGGCACGAUGGUUUAUGUAUUGAUUGAUGAAACUGGAGGAAACACUCCUUCCUCUCACAUUUUCAAUGACCCAGUUUUCUGGAAGUACUUCGAAAACCAGGUUUUGUCAAAAACUUGGAGUUGCAACUUCUCUCCCAAUUUACUAACAGAUACCAUAGAGAAAGAUGCCAAACUUUACAGCAAUGAUUCAAUUUUCCGGCAGCGUAGGAGAGGUUCUCUUAAAUGGGUCCAUAAUGACACUCUAUGGAUCUCUCUCGUUUUAGGUGCUUGCAAAGAACUCGCCAACAAACGCCAAGGAAUCUUCUCCAAAGAACUUAAGGACCUUCACAUGCUAGAAGCUUUCGAAGAUUUCGUGGACCACAUCGACUACUUCUACAAGGUUGCUUCUAUUAUGAAAUCCAAAGGGCACCCAGUUCAAGUCUUUGGACAGAAUUCUUCAAAAAUCCACGACAUCGAUAAAUUAGAUCCUGUAAUGAUGGUAGGAUAUUCUGAAAGAUUCGAAGAUAAUGUCACAACAUCCGUCUGGAAUCAUUGUGUGGACAGGCAUACCACUGUUAAUCCUCAUCAUCAAGCUCAUUGCUUAUGGCAUGAUUGCUGUCAGCAAGAGGCCGCUGGGUGCACUUUUUGUGAUGAUAUCAGAACUAAGGCUUUGUGUGAAAUGAUAUGUGAUAAAGUAUCAAGGCGUGUUCAAAAGAAUCUUGGGGGUCAUUUUAGUAAUGAAAUGUGGGAUGUGGAACCAGCUUACUUCAAGGGACUUUCUGAAGAUUAUAUGGAGAAGGUUAUGAAAAUGCUGCAGCAGCUGAAGAACAGCAAUUCUACAAAUAGAACUUAAAACGCACUAUUAUGUUUUUUUGAAAUCUUAUUGUCAUUUAGUUUCGCAAUAUUUGAUGAUUGACAAGAUAUAUUCAAAUUUCAUUAAGCUUUCACCAUAUGUAAACUAUUUCUAAUGAUGCUAGUGAUAAAUUUGGUGAUAAGUUUUUAAAAUUUAAAUCACUUACAUUUUCAAUGAAUGAUAAUGCAUAUGAUUACAACAUCCAUAUUAUUUAAUGUUUAUUUAUAUAAAUUAUUUGUUUUGAAAACAUGCACAAUAAUACUAUGUUGGAAA